GGUGGUAUAUUUGAUAUAGAUGAUGGAAAUGCUUAUUCCGCUUCUGAAAAGGCAUUCAAUAUGGCGAUCGCGGAAAUAAACGCUGACUCAGCAAUACUUAAUGGCACUACCCUUGAAGGAAUAAGCAAUACAACUGCGCCCCUAGAUGUAAAACGAAGUGUGGACAGCGGUGAGUUGUUAAAAUACAUGCACCUGAAUCACUUGUAAAAUUCAUAAAUAUUUUAAACCCUUUUUGUUCCAAUGUUAUUACAGGAGGAAACCUAAACUAAACUAACUUUAUUUAUACUGGAUAGCUCUAUCAGUUCUAAACUGUUCUUCCUAGAGAUCCAGUAAGGAUCAUCUCUUAAUGAUCCAGUGUUUCUACAGGAGGAAACCUAAACUAAACUAACUUUAUUUAUAAUGGACAGCUCUAUCAGUUCUAAACUGUUCUCCCUAGAGGUCCAGUAAGUGCAAUCCUUAUUGAUCUAUCCAGUGUUAAUAUAUUCCUUUUAUUCCUUUUCGUGAAAAAGUAUUAGGAAUGCUCAUUUAUCAUACCUGUAUUUUCCAGCAUGUUACCAGAUAAAGCAAGGUGUUGUCGCAGUUAUCGGACCAGCACGUUCUAAUGUUGUCAAAGCGGUCAACUAUAUUUGUUCCGGCUUGAAUCUACCUCAGAUCGCGUUUGCAGCCAGCGACCACUCCCUGUUCCUCAGCUAUCAACAAUACCCGUCCUUGCUACGUCUGAGUUCAUCUGGAGAUAGCCAGAGUGAUGCGAUUAUGGCGGUGAUGGAAUAUUUCAAAUGGAAUAAAGCAGUUAUGAUUACUUCCAGUGAUGAUUAUGGUGCGUUGAGUAAUAAGUAAUAUAUACAGCAUGACAAAUAGCAACAACAGCAACAAUUUAUUCAGUACAUAAUUACAGUAAUUAUACACUAUAAGAAAAUUAAGUUUGAACGGCACUGGCUCCCGAAAUAACUGAAAAGCUAAACGAGUCAUGGAGCCAUUGCAAUAAAAAAUAUUACUCAUAUUUAUGUCCAGCAGACAGAUGAGUACAACAAUCAUAAAAUAUAUAGAGAAUUUCUACCAUAAUAAUUACCGGGUUAUUUCAUUUGAUAUCCGCCUCAUCGAGAAACUUGGAUUUGUUCAGGGAUAAGGUGAUUUUUAGCUCUAAAAUUCUUCAGGUUAAGGUGAUUUUUAGGUCUGGAAUUCCUCAGGGUAAACAAAUUUUACUAUGAAAUUCUUUAUGGGUUGGAUAUUUUAAAUGAGAUUUCCUCACUGAUUGAAUGUAAAAACUUAAAUUCGUCACUUGCUGAGUAUGGAUUAAUUGUUAUUUCACAUUUAAUAUCUUCCAGGUUCAAUGACCUUUCAACGUCUUCAACAUGCAUCCUUC
Paramuricea clavata is the source of this 1363-nucleotide messenger RNA. The record is from the annotation of a GenBank genome assembly. Lineage: Eukaryota; Metazoa; Cnidaria; Anthozoa; Malacalcyonacea; Plexauridae.